AUGCAACUGUGCGGAAACAGGAUCCCCCAGGGGCCCUUGCUGCACAGGUUUGGGGGGAUCCUGGAGGAUGAGCUCCAAAACGGUCAGGAGCUACAAGAGCUUCAGAAAAGGGCAGAGAAAUAUCCAUGUGCCAGUCCUCGCUGGCUAUGGGGAAGCAAGGUUAGCCUCAUAGUCUAUGACCCGGACUACAUGAAGGUGAUCCUGGGGCGAUCAGACCCAAAGUCUGAUGCUUCCUACAGAUUCAUGGCUCCCUGGAUAGGGUAUGGUUUGCUCCUGUUGAAUGGGCAAGCGUGGUUCCAGCACAGGCGGAUGCUGACCCCAGCCUUCCACUAUGACAUCCUGAAGCCCUACGUGGGACUCAUGGCCGAUUCUGUCCGAGUGAUGCUGGACAAAUGGGAGGAGCUCCUCAGCCAGAACUCACCUCUGGAGAUCUUUGGACACAUCUCCUCGAUGACGUUGGACACCAUUAUGAAGUGUGCCUUCAGCUACCAGGGCAACCACCAGGCAGACAGGUACUCCCAAUCCUACCUUCAGGCCAUUCGGGACCUGAACAACCUGGUGUUUUCCCGGAUAAGGAAUGCUUUCUACCAGAAAGACAUCAUCUACAGGCUGACCCCUGAAGGCCGCUGGAACCACCGGGCCUGCCAGCUUGCCCAUCAACACACAGACCGUGUGAUCAAGCUGAGGAAGGCUCAGCUGCAGGAGGAGGGAGAGCUCGAGAAGGUCAGGCGCAAGAGACACUUGGACUUCCUGGACAUCCUCCUCUUUGCCCAAAGGGAGAACGGGAACAGCUUGUCUGACAAGGACCUCCAUGCGGAAGUGGACACCUUCAUGUUUGAGGGCCAUGACACCACAGCCAGCGGCAUCUCCUGGAUCCUCUAUGCUCUGGCCACGCACCCCGAGCAUCAGCAGAGGUGCCGGGAGGAGAUCCAGAGCCUCCUGGGGGACGGCGCCUCCAUCACCUGGGACCACCUGGACCAGAUGCCCUACACCACCAUGUGCAUCAAGGAGGCACUGCGACUCUAUCCGCCAGUUCCAGGUGUCGGCAGAGAGCUCAGCAAGCCCAUCACCUUCCCUGAUGGACGCUCCUUACCCAAAGGAUUCUUAGUCUUGCUCUCCUUUUAUGCCCUUCACCACAACCCAAAAGUGUGGCCAAACCCAGAGGUGUUUGACCCUUCCCGGUUUGCACCAGAUUCCUCUCGACACAGCCAUGCUUUCCUGCCCUUCUCAGGAGGAUCAAGGUGA
Messenger RNA from Callorhinus ursinus (northern fur seal), 1245 nucleotides. The record is from RefSeq and is a predicted model, not a curated record. Lineage: Eukaryota; Metazoa; Chordata; Mammalia; Carnivora; Otariidae.